This is a messenger RNA of Pistacia vera, 2228 nucleotides long. RefSeq names its product ubiquitin-like modifier-activating enzyme atg7. Bases 1 to 2145 code for a protein of 714 amino acids. Gene Ontology annotation, biological process: autophagy of mitochondrion; protein modification by small protein conjugation; piecemeal microautophagy of the nucleus. The transcript has 14 exons. Gene Ontology annotation, molecular function: Atg8 activating enzyme activity; Atg12 activating enzyme activity. NCBI's taxonomy places the organism in Eukaryota, Viridiplantae, Streptophyta, Magnoliopsida, Sapindales, Anacardiaceae. The record is from RefSeq and is a predicted model, not a curated record. Gene Ontology annotation, cellular component: phagophore assembly site; cytoplasm.
AUGGCUAACCAACAAGCAGGAUCUAUACUUCAAUUCGCGCCGUUUCAGAGCGCUGUCGACGAGGGUUUCUGGCACAGAUUGUCUUCUUUAAAGCUCAACAAGCUUGGCAUCGACGACUCGCCCAUUCCCAUCACCGGUUUCUAUGCACCUUGCUCACAUUCCCAAGUUUCCAAUCAUUUAACUCUUUUGAUGGAAUCUCUACCAUCGGACUCCGAUGAGGAGUCAUCAGUGACGGCAACAAGUCAUGGGAAUCGUAAUAGAUGCUCUGUCCCAGGAACCCUUUACAACACAAAUACUCUGGAAAGUUUCCGUGCCAUUGAUAGAGAAAGCUUGCUAAAGGAAGAAGCAAAAAAGAUUUGGGAGGACAUUCACUCAGGUAAAGCUAUAGAUGACAGUGCGGUAUUGUCGAGGUUCGUGCUUAUCUCAUUUGCAGACUUGAAGAAGUGGAACUUUCACUAUUCGGUUGCAUUCCCUGCUCUCGUGCUUAAUCCUCCAGCAACCCUGGUUGAUUUGAGGCCAGCUUCACAAUGGUUUAGCUCACAAGAGGCAGAAGCAGUGAGAGCAGCUUGUAAUGAAUGGCGUAACUCAAGCGCAACAGCUGAUGAGCCAUUUUUUCUUGUCAGCAUUGACUCAAAUUCAAAUUCUACUAUUAGGCAUCUAAAGGAUUGGGAAGCCUUCCAGAAUGAUUGUCAAAAGUUGCUAUUUGGUUUCUAUGACCCGUGUCAUCUACAAAAUAAUCCUGGCUGGCCUCUUCGCAACUUCCUUGCUCUUAUUUUUUCGAGAUGGAAUCUGAAGUCAGUUCACUUUUUUUGCUAUAGAGAGAAUCGUGGUUUUGCAGAUCUGGGUCUAUCCCUUGUUGGCGAAGCUCUGAUUACAGUUCCACAAGGUUGGAGGGAUCAUCAAUGUGUACCUAAUGCCGUGGGAUGGGAACUUAACAAACAGAGGAAAGUGUAUAGGUGUAUUAGCCUUGCUAAGUCCAUGGAUCCUACUAGAUUGGCUAUCUCUGCGGCAGAUUUAAAUCUAAAGUUAAUGAGAUGGCGCCAGCUGCCAUCUCUGAAUCUAAACAUCUUAUCUUCUAUUAAGUGUCUUCUCCUUGGAGCAGGUACACUUGGAUGCCAAGUUGCCCGUAUGCUUAUGGCUUGGGGUGUCCGAAAAAUUACACUACUUGACAAUGGUAAGGUGGCAAUGUCUAAUCCAUUGAGGCAGUCCCUGUAUACAAUGGAGGACUGCCUGAAUGGUGGUGAAUUUAAAGCAACUGCAGCAGUGAAAAGUCUCCAGCGGAUAUUUCCAGCCGUGGAAGCAGAAGGUGUUGUGAUGGCUAUACCUAUGCCUGGACAUCCAGAAGCUAGCCGAGAAGAGGGUAGUGUGCUUGAUGACUGUAGACGCUUCCAUGAUUUGAUUCUUUCUCAUGAUGUGAUUUUCUUAUUGACUGAUACAAGGGAAAGUCGAUGGCUACCUACGCUUCUUUGUGCCAACAAUAACAAGAUCACGAUAACUGCAGCUCUUGGGUUUGAUAGCUUCUUAGUCAUGCGCCAUGGUCCUGGUCCUUUCAGACCUAACCAUGAUGUGAAAGCUGUACCUGUAAAUGCUUUAUCUGCAGAUAUGGGUAACCUUGGCUUAAAUAAUACAGAUGGGAGGCAGAGAUUGGGCUGUUACUUUUGCAAUGACGUGGUUGCUCCAACUGAUUCAACUGCUAACCGCACUCUGGACCAGCAAUGUACAGUUACACGUCCAGGGCUUGCUCCUAUUGCUUCUGCUCUAGCUGUUGAACUGUUAGUCAGUGUCCUCCAUCAUCCUUAUGGGAUUUAUGCUGAAGCUGAUUUUGCAAACUCUAGCAGCAGUGGAAGCAGUGAACAACCUCUUGGGAUUUUACCGCACCAAAUUCGAGGUUCCCUUUCUCAAUUUUCUCAGAUGACACUAGUCGGUUACUCCUCAAAUAGUUGCACAGCUUGUUGCAGCACUGUGGUAUCUGAAUAUCAGAAAAAAGGUACGGAAUUCCUACUCCAAGCCAUUAACCAUCCUACCUAUCUGGAGGAUCUGACUGGACUAACAGAGUUGAAGAGAUCAGCUAAUUCUUUCAAUCUAGAUUGGGACAAUGAAACAGAUGGUGAUGAUGAUGCUGAUGAUGAUUUUGUUGAAAUCUGACAAAGUUCCUCCCUGAAUUGCUUCUUUUUCAGUACCUUAUCAAUUGUACAAAACUAAUUCAAAUAAAUGUCUAAAUUAUUGUA